Molecule: messenger RNA, 2535 nt
Organism: Paramecium octaurelia
Lineage: Eukaryota; Ciliophora; Oligohymenophorea; Peniculida; Parameciidae
Source: the annotation of a GenBank genome assembly
AUGCCUGCUGAAUGUGUAAAGGUUAUUGUGAGAAUGCGUCCAUUUAACCAAAGGGAGAAGGAAAAUGGAAGUAAGCCCUGUGUAAUAGUGAAUGAAGAUGCAAAUAGUGUUGAAUUGCGAAAUGUAAUUAGUUUAUAUAUUUGAUAAAUCAGAGUCAAGAUAAUGAGGUGAAGAAUUUUACUUACGAUUAUGUGUUCGGAGCAGAGACUCCAUAAUUAUAGAUUUAUUAGAAGACAGCUUUUAAUUUGGUAGAAUCUGUAGCUGAUGGCUAUAAUGGAACAAUAUUUGCAUAUGGUUAAACAGGUAAAUUCGAAUUUAAGAAUGAUUAGGUUGUGGCAAGACUUUUACAAUGAUAGGAGAUCCUUCGAAUGUAAGAUCUUUACUCAAUUUUAGGAAAACAUGAAAGGCAUAAUUCCAAGGACCUUUGAUUAAAUAAUAAGCCUAAUCAACAAUAAUUCAGAUUCAAAUAAAAAGUUCCUCCUCAGGUGUUCAUACAUUGAAAUCUACAAUGAAGAAAUUCAUGAUUUGUUGAGCAAAGAUGUAAAAUAGAAAUAUGAAUUGAAAGAAGGAUAGCAGGGAGUAUUUAUUAAGGAUCUCAACAUUGCUGUGGUAAGAACGACUCAAGAGAUGGAUAGAUAUAUGUAAUUAGGAACUCAAAACAGGUCUGUUGGGGCUACUGCGAUGAACAAAGAAUCUAGUAGAAGCCAUUGCAUUUUCACAGUUUAUAUUGAAUGUUCAGUUACUGAUUCUAAAGGAAACGAGAGAAUUACAGCAGGAAAAUUGAAUUUAGUCGAUUUGGCAGGAAGUGAAAGGUAAUCCAAAACAUAAGCAACCGGGGAUCGAUUGAAGGAGGCUACAAAAAUUAAUUUAUCAUUAUCUGCAUUAGGAAAUGUAAUUUCUGCACUAGUUGAUGGAAAGACUUAACACAUCCCAUACAGAGAUUCAAAGUUGACAAGACUAUUGCAAGAUUCCUUAGGAGGUAAUACAAAGACAAUAAUGAUAACUGCAAUCAGUCCAUCUGAUUUUAAUUAUGAUGAAACAAUGUCCAGUUUGAGGUAUGCAUCCAGAGCAAAGAUGAUCAAGAAUCAACCGAAAGUUAAUGAAGACCCUAAAGAUGCCUUAUUAAAAGAGUAGGCCGAAGAAAUUAAAAAACUUAAAGAAUUACUAUCUAAAUAAGCAGCUGGAUAACCUAUUACUUUAGAAGCCUUCCAAUCAUUUAGUAAACCCGGAAACAAUAACAAUGCAGAAAUUUCUAGAUUAAAGGAAGAGAAUGAUAGACUAAUGAGAGAAAGAUAAGAAUAACCAUUGGGAGAGCAUUCAGAGUAAAAAUUAAGGGAAUUGAAUGAAUUUAAAGAAAAAAACAAUUAACUUCAAUAGGAAAAGGAAAAAUUUGAAUAGGAGAUGAGAGAAAAUGAAUUGAAGGCUGAAUAAGAGAGACAGGCUAGGUAGAGAUUAGAAUAAUUACUUAAGGAGAAAGAAUAGAUGAUGGUUUAAGGUGGGAAGGGAAGUGAAGAUGAUAAAAAGAAAUACAAGAAAAUUAGAUAAACUAUUGAAUAACAAAAAAAAGAGCAUGAAGCUUUGAUACAACAACAAGAGCAACAAUAAUAAGAAAUGCUAGAGAUUGAAACCAAAUAUCAAAAUGUGCAAGAAGAGGUUGAGAAACUUAGGAAACUAAUUAAAUAUCUGAGGAAGAAGCUAGAAGAAGCUACAAUUGAAUAGAAGGAUUUAAAAAAAGAAGUAGAAUAUGAAAAAGAAGAUAUGUUAGAGACAAUAAGAAAUCAGUAAAAGGAGAUUAAACUUUAUGCAGGUUUAGUGAAGAUGAUGUUUAGUUAGAAGGAACUAGAGACUCUAUAGGCUGCAAGCGAAUGGGAUGAGGAUGCUCAAGAGUAUAAAAUACCACCCUUUAAUUUUAAAGCUAAAAAAGUAAACUUUCCAUCUCUUCCUUAUAAACAAGGUAUUUUUUUAAUUAAUUUAAGCCAUGGAUUUGAUAGAGUUAGAGAAAUCAGAGAGAAUGCUCGAAGUUAAUUCUCGAUAACAAUAAUUUGAAUAUGAUUAGGAUAAUCGAUAAAGACUUAUUUCUCCUAGGGUGCCUCAGAAAGGUAGUUACUUACUUUAAUAUAAUUAGAGCCUUUACAAAAACAAAAUGGAGUUAGUUAACCUUAAUUGGAGAAGGGAUAUUUGGUGGCUGAGAAAAUUAAAUAGAAUUAUCAAAUGCUCGAAUAACAAGAGGGAAAACUACGCUAUCAGAGUGAUUUAGUCAACUAACAAUUUUUAGAGAAGAAACUAAAUCAAAAAAUUAUUCUUAGUCCUAUUGAUAAUAGGGAUAACUCUGUCCCAACUUAACAUAGUUAAUAUAAUUAUAAUGGGUAUUCGAAUAAUAGCAAUUUAUCCCAAGCCACUCCGAAUAAGAUUAAUAAAAGUAAAUGUUUGAUUUAAAUAGAUAUUAAUUUGUAACCGCUUGAAUAAAAGGGUUUAUUAAUGUAGAAUGAUGAUUAACAUAAAAGAAGAUAACACUAAAAAGUGUAAUAAAUUUGA